AAAAAAAAUAAUGUGCGUUUGCAUGUCGUCUUCGUCUGUCGCGUAGCAGCACCAUUUUUUCGCUUCAUAUUGUGCAAGCUAAAUUAUUUAAUUUUGUUGGAUAAUUCAGUGGAUUAACUACAUUGUACUUACCGCUGGUUUGUGCGGUUUAUUGAGGUAGUGUUGAACUGUGAUAAAAAGUAUCCAAAAUGCCUAGAGGAAAAUAUGUUAACCACAAGGGACGCAAUCGUCAUUUCACCAGCCCCGAAGAACUCGAAGCAGAGCGUGCCAACGAGUCCAAGAAAAAAUGGAGAGACACUCGCGAGGAGUCUUCGGGAGAAGAGGAUGAGGAGGAGGGGAGCGCUGAAGGUAGUGAUGAAUCGGAAGAGGAAUCCGAAGAGGAAGUGAAGGGAGCUGGUGCAUUGAUAGAAAUACAAAAUCCCAACCGACAGGCGAAGAAAGCUUUCGUAAAGGCCGCCGAUGUGGAAGAAACGGACAAACCCCAGCUGACCCGUCGGGAGCGAGAACAAAUCGAGAAGCAGAAAGCUCAUGCCGCCUACAUGAAACGACACGCCGAGGGUAAGACCUCUCAGGCGAAGGCUGACCUGGCUCGGCUGGCCAUUAUUAAGCAGCAUCGCGCGGAAGCGGCGGCACGGCGUGAAGCAGAGAAGAAAGGCAAGGACACAAAGUAAUCAUCCAACUAUAAUCCUACAGUGUACAAUUCGAAUCUUAUAGUUGAUCAUAGGGACUACCAGCAUGCGGAAUAUUGGACGAGUUCGGCAGUUUUUAUUAGUUUAAAAAAAUCUAUAAAAUCUUGAUCCAGAGUAUGCUUUUCCAUACAUUGAAUAAUCAAUACCUACAUUAUGUAUGUAUGCAGAAUUCAAGCAAUCGAGAAACUUGUAAAAACUGCCAAUUCUCCUCUUAGAAAAUUUAUAAUGCGAUUGAAUUUAUUAACAGAUAAUUGUGGAUUCUUAUCAAGAAGAAAAACGAUAGCUCACAGAGAAUAUACAUAACAAUUAACUGAAGCAAAAAUAAAUUAAAAUCAAGAAUAGUUACUCACAUAACCCACGGUAACAACGUAAAGCAAAAUUCUGCCAAUUGCACUAUAUGAAACCUAAUAAAUUUGCUGCUACGGAACGAAUGUAGACAUGUAAAAAACUGUCAUUUGGAUCGGAUGUUUAAAAACAAAAAUGAAUAUGCGGAUGUUUUACAA
This is a messenger RNA of Armigeres subalbatus, 1192 nucleotides long. Its product is annotated as 28 kDa heat- and acid-stable phosphoprotein. NCBI's taxonomy places the organism in Eukaryota, Metazoa, Arthropoda, Insecta, Diptera, Culicidae. Gene Ontology annotation, cellular component: cytosol. The record is from RefSeq and is a predicted model, not a curated record. Gene Ontology annotation, molecular function: RNA binding. Bases 189 to 671 code for a protein of 160 amino acids. The transcript is spliced from 4 exons.